Choloepus didactylus (southern two-toed sloth) is the source of this 2161-nucleotide messenger RNA. It is a transcript of the gene ALG9, whose product is annotated as ALG9 alpha-1,2-mannosyltransferase. Gene Ontology annotation, molecular function: alpha-1,2-mannosyltransferase activity. The transcript is spliced from 16 exons. The coding region runs from base 80 to 1948 and encodes 622 amino acids. Lineage: Eukaryota; Metazoa; Chordata; Mammalia; Pilosa; Megalonychidae. Gene Ontology annotation, biological process: protein N-linked glycosylation. The record is from RefSeq and is a predicted model, not a curated record. Gene Ontology annotation, cellular component: endoplasmic reticulum membrane.
CGUUUGCCAGUCAAAGCUAUGUCUUUGCGCUCGCCGAUUUCGUAGGUUGCUGAAUUCUGCCUUUUUCCCCACGCUUGCCAUGGCGAGCCGAGGGGCCCGCCAGCGCCUGAAGGGAAGUGGGGGUGGUGUCGGGGACACGACCUCGGCGGCAGAAAAGCUGCGGGAGUUGCUGUGCAGCCGAGAAACUGGCGCCGCAGAGCGUCGGAGCGAUUUAUCUGGGAACAAAGCAGGACAAGUUUGGGCUCCUGAAGGAUCUACUGCUUUCAAGUGUCUGCUCUCAGCAAGGUUAUGUGCUGCUCUCCUGAGCAACAUCUCUGACUGUGAUGAAACAUUCAACUACUGGGAACCAACACACUACCUCAUUUAUGGGAAAGGGUUCCAGACUUGGGAAUAUUCCCCAGUUUAUGCCAUUCGUUCCUAUGCUUACCUGUUGCUUCAUGCCUGGCCAGCUGCAUUUCAUGCAAGAAUUCUACAAACUAAUAAGAUUCUUGUCUUUUACUUUUUGCGAUGUCUCCUGGCUUUUGUGAGCUGUAUUUGUGAACUUUACUUUUACAAGGCUGUGUGCAAGAAGUUUGGGCUGCAUGUGAGUCGAAUGAUGCUAGCCUUCUUAGUUCUCAGCACUGGCAUGUUUUGCUCAUCAUCAGCAUUUCUUCCUAGUAGCUUCUGCAUGUAUACUACAUUGAUAGCUAUGACUGGAUGGUAUAUGGACAAGACUUCCAUCGCUGUGCUGGGAGUAGCAUCUGGUGCUAUCUUAGGCUGGCCAUUCAGUGCGGCUCUUGGUUUACCUAUUGCCUUUGAUUUGCUGGUCAUGAAACACAGGUGGAAGAGUUUCUUUCACUGGUCACUGGUGGCCCUAAUACUCUUUCUGGUGCCUGUGGUGGUCAUUGACAGCUACUAUUAUGGGAAGUUGGUGAUUGCACCACUCAACAUUGUUUUGUAUAAUGUCUUUACUCCUCAUGGACCUGAUCUUUAUGGUACAGAACCUUGGUAUUUCUAUUUAAUUAAUGGAUUUCUGAAUUUCAAUGUAGCCUUUGCUUUGGCUCUUCUGGUCCUGCCACUGACUUCUCUUAUGGAAUACCUGCUGCAGAGAUUUCAUGUGCAGAAUUUAGGCCACCCAUAUUGGCUUACCUUGGCUCCAAUGUAUAUUUGGUUUAUAAUUUUCUUCAUCCAGCCUCACAAAGAGGAGAGAUUUCUUUUCCCUGUGUAUCCACUCAUAUGUCUCUGUGGUGCUGUGGCUCUUUCUGCACUUCAGAAAUGUUACCACUUUGUGUUUCAACGCUACCGCCUGGAGCAUUAUACCGUGACGUCCAAUUGGCUGGCAUUAGGAACGGUCUCCCUGUUUGGGCUCUUAUCCUUUUCUCGCUCUGUGGCGCUAUUCAGGGGAUAUCAUGGGCCCCUUGAUUUGUAUCCAGAAUUUUACCGAAUUGCUACAGACCCAACCAUCCACACUGUCCCAGAAGGCAGACCUGUGAAUGUCUGCGUAGGGAAAGAGUGGUAUCGAUUCCCCAGCAGCUUCCUUCUGCCUGAUAAUUGGCAGCUUCAGUUCAUUCCAUCAGAGUUCACAGGCCAAUUACCAAAACCUUUUGCCGAGGGACCAUUGGCCACCCGCAUCAUUCCCACUGACAUGAAUGACCAGAACCUUGAAGAGCCAUCCAGAUACGUUGACAUCAAUAAAUGCCAUUAUUUAGUGGAUUUGGACACUAUGAGAGAAACACUCCGGGAGCCAAAGUAUUCAUCCAACAGAGAAGAAUGGAUCUGCCUGGCCUACAGACCAUUCCUUGAUGCUUCUAGAUCUUCAAAGCUGCUGCGGGCGUUCUAUGUUCCCUUCUUGUCAGAGCAGUAUACAGUGUUUGCAAACUAUUCCAUCCUCAAACCCCGGAAAGCAAAGCAAAUCAGGAAGAAAAGUGGAGACCGGAGAAGAGCAGAAUCCACUCACAGGAAGAAUUGACAAUCCCUGGAAUGGAUGGCUGUGUUAAGCUGUUCUCCACUCUGGCCUGGCAUCAGGGAACUAGAAAGUCUCUCUUUGGCCAUAUGGGCUUCUCCACCAAAGCUGUUUGGCAGCUCCUAGCAGACCUUCUUGUUCAAAUGCUAGUGCUGAAAAUGAGUGCAGCCUAGUUGCCAACCCACAUAUCCAUUUCACCUGCAGCAUAACUAAGCUUCU